Vicia faba (fava bean) is the source of this 330-nucleotide messenger RNA. NCBI's taxonomy places the organism in Eukaryota, Viridiplantae, Streptophyta, Magnoliopsida, Fabales, Fabaceae. The record is from the annotation of a GenBank genome assembly.
AUGGCAAACCCACAUCAAAUAGCUAAUGAAUUUCCAUCUUUUGAUUUAGGCAUUGAAGACUCUGAGAAUUUAUCAAAUCUCAUUGUUGAAGACUCUCUGGAUUUGAACAAAGUUCCUGAAGUAGUUCUAACUCCAACAAAUGAAAGUGCAGAAAAUCUCGCUCCAAAGAAUGAAAGUGAAGAUGCUCUAACUCCAACAAAUGAAAGCACCAUUGUUGAAUUACUAGAUAUGAGUGAUUUUGAUCUGAACAAAUUACCGGCAUUGGACUUCGGUGUCAAGCAAGAAGAGGUUAAAGACAUGAUAAAAAUUUAUUUAGAUUAUUUGAACUAG